Molecule: messenger RNA, 948 nt
Organism: Microdochium trichocladiopsis
Lineage: Eukaryota; Fungi; Ascomycota; Sordariomycetes; Xylariales; Microdochiaceae
Product: ribosome biogenesis protein BRX1
Exons: 3
Coding region: 1-948 (315 amino acids)
Biological process (GO): rRNA processing; ribosomal large subunit assembly
Cellular component (GO): nucleolus
Molecular function (GO): rRNA binding
Source: RefSeq, a predicted model, not a curated record
AUGGCAUCAGUAUACAAGUCGCUCUCCAAGAGCGAGAAGGCUGCGAAGCCAGAGGCUCCGGCGAACGGCGUUCGCAAGAACAAGCAGAGAGUUCUCAUGCUCACAUCAAGAGGCGUGACCUACAGACAUCGUCACCUCCUCAACGACCUCUCUUCCCUUCUCCCUCACGGCCGCAAAGACGCUAAGUUCGACUCGAAGUCCAAGCUGUACCAGCUCAACGAGCUUGCCGAGCUGUACAACUGCAACAAUGUCCUCUUCUUCGAGGCGCGCAAGGGCCAGGACUUGUAUGUGUGGCUAAGCAAGGUGCCAAAUGGACCAACCGUCAAGAUGCAUCUCCAGAACCUGCACACAAUGGAGGAGCUUCACUUCACAGGCAACUGCCUCAAGGGCUCUCGGCCCAUUCUUUCGUUCGAUGCCGCCUUUGAGAAGCAGCCCCAUCUGCAGCUCAUCAAGGAGCUCUUCACACAUACCUUCGGAGUGCCCCAGGGCGCGCGCAAGUCUAAGCCAUUCAUCGACCACGUCAUGGGCUUCACCGUCGCCGAUGGCAAAAUCUGGAUCCGCAACUACCAGAUCAACGAGACCGAGGUAGCCAAGGGCGAUGGCGCGGGCGCGGACGAGGAUGCCGAGGGCGCAAAGAGCGCGAGCAAGAGCAAAGGAGGAAGCCGCGAUCUGGACGUCAACCUUGUCGAGAUCGGCCCGCGGUUCGUCCUCACGCCGAUCGUCAUACAAGAGGGCAGCUUUGGUGGCCCCAUCAUCUACGAGAACAAGGAGUUCGUGUCGCCGAACCAAGUCAGAGCCGACAUCCGCCGCGGCAAGGCGAGCAGGCACAACGCGCGCGCCGAGCAGUUUGUCGAGCGCCAGGCCAAGAAGGGAGACCUGGGCCUCAGAACCGAGGGCGGCAAGAAGGCGGCUGCCAACCCACUCGAGACCAAGCGGUUGUUCGCAUAG